AUGUCAAAAUUUGAUGCCGUAACACAUAAUGAAUUGCUUGUGGCAAUUCAACGAUAUCUCUCUCAAGGCCCCUGUAAGGAAGCAGCCAAGAUGCUGAAGGAUGAGAUAGAAAAAAAUCAGUUACUGCCUAUGCGAUAUGAUUAUAAAGGCAAAGCUCAUCAGCGUUCUUUCGACGAUUUUGAAAGAUCCGUUAUACCGUUAAAUGUUUCACUGGUUUCUUUAAUCGAACGACUUGGUUCUCUGAUCACUGUCGCAGUUCCGAUUCCUUUGCGAAAUCUACCUCUAAGAAUAUAUAUGAAUAAACCAUAUGCUUUAGAUCGGAAAUCAGGGGACUUGAUAAAGAAGCCAGCAUUACGGAUUGCCUUAGGACGUUCGAAUAUCAGUAUGCUGAAAAAAUUGAAUCCAAUACGAUCACGGAUGGCACGUGAAAUGGGUAGGCAAAUAACACCGAAAUAUCUUUUGCAUAAGAGUUCACUGAAUAAUUUCGAAUUACAUUACCGCAUUCUUGGCCAUCUGUCAUCGGUUUUUUGCGUUGCUUUUGAUAAAUCAGGCUCUUAUGUCAUUACGGGUGCUGAUGACAAUCUUGUUAAAGUGUGGAAUGUACGGACGGGCUUGUUACGUUUCACGCUGCGAGGACAUUCAGCGGAAAUUUCAGAUAUGUCCGUCUGUGAGGACAAUACGUUGUUAGGUACUGGUUCCGUGGAUAAAACAAUUAGAGUUUGGUGUUUGCAAACAGCUGCACCAUUAGCUUUUUAUCGCAGUCAUUCGGCAAUGGUUACGCUAAUUGCUUUCCUUCCGUUCGUCGAUGGUACCACUCGUUAUUUGGUUUCAGCUGGUGGUGAUUGUCUUGUAAAUUUUUAUCGCUAUAGCUCUUUGGAUCAUGAAUUUGAAGCAGUGCCGACACGUUUCUAUGAACGUACAUCAUCAGGUGCUCGUAUUGUAAGCUCAUGUCAUAGCCCUGGUGGUAGCUUAGUAGUUUUUGGUGAUACACAUCAUAAUCUCAGGAUUUACAAGAUCACUCGUGAUAGUAUUAUCAAAGUUAGCGAUAUUGAAGCUCAUACAGAUCGUGUUGAUAGUUUGGUAUGGGCACACAGAGGAUUACGUUUUGCAAGUGGUAGUCGAGAUGGUAUUGCUAAAGUAUGGAAAUUUGAAUUUAAUGAUUGGAUUCCACUUGUCUUGCAACCUAAACUCAGAGAUGAAAAGGUUUCAAAUUCACGUAACACAUAUAAGGUAACAAUGCUAUGUUGGUCAUUGAAAGAUGAUCUUAUUGUUACUGCUGGUUCCGACUUCAUCUUACGGGUGUGGUCUUCAUUAUCCGGCAGUGAAUUACGUCAACUAGUAGGACACAAAGAGGAUGCUUAUGUGCUGCAUUCACAUCCGAUAUUUGAGGAUUACAUUUUAAGUGGCGGUCAUGAUGGCUUUUUGAUGGUUUGGAAUGUUUAUACGGGUACUUUGGUUAAACGACAUCAGAAUCUCAUCGAAGGAUCUGGGUAUGGAGCUGUUUUUGAUUUUGCAAUUUCACCUGAUGGUACUUUGGUUGGAGCUGUCGAUUCGCAUGGACAUCUGUCUAUCCUUGGUAUUGGAACGAAUCAAAUGGCUAAAACUACUCCAAAAGAACAAUUUUUCCACACUGAUUACAUGCCACUUAUACUGGAUGAGAAUAAUUAUUUUGUGGAUGAAGAAACAGAAAUCGCACCUCAUCUUAUGGGCCCUCCAAGAAUGGUUGAUGCAGAUGGUGUUGAUUAUGAUGAUGAUAUACAAGCAUUGGUACCUGGACGUGACCUGUUGUUACGAGAUGAUAGCUUGAUUCCACAAAAUCCACCAUGGUUAUUACGACAAAUGGUUUGCAUGUUGCCGAAAUCAGCAGUUGAGAUAAAAAAUAUGUAUCUGACUGAAUUAAGGGAGGAGGAAGAAGAUACAUUGUUACAUGAAAUGAAUCGAACGCGACCACGUGCUGUUUCAGUUAUUGAACGAAAAACUAAUGUGAUUAAUACAGCUUCUCGAAGAAGGAGAGCGGGAGUUCGUUGGUCAGAAUGUUUUCCACAGCGACAGCGGAGGCUUCGGAAUCAACAAUUAGUAGAUGAAACCGAAGCUGAUGAUGAUGUAACGGAAGCAUCCACGGCUGAUUCAUCAUUUAUCUCUACUUCAGUAACUGAUGACGAAAUUUCAAGCGAGAAUAUUGCGAGUUCUGACAAUUCCAGCGAUAGUGAUUACGUCAUUAAUACGCGGAGAAGUGCUAAUCAACGUCGAAGAAGAGUUGAAACGGAGCAUGACGAGAGUAUCGUUACUCCAAACACUACACCCAUUAGAACAACACGAAGAAGACGUCGACGAAUUGUAUUAUCAGAUGAUGCCGAAGAUGUUCCGUCAGCUGAUGAUAAUUCAAUUGAUAAAAAAUGUGAACCAUCCUCUUCAGUUUCACAACUGAAUUAUAUAGAUACCGAACCGGGACCAUCAAAUAUCAGAUCUUCGCCCUCUACAGUUGCAGCUUUACGUUCAUCAGUUGAUAGCAUGUCGGGUAUUUCUACUCCACAUUCACCUUCUGACCAAGACGCAUCACCUGUCUCUCUAGAUAAUUACGACGCUGAUGCAGAUUUUCCACGAUGGAUGCGUCUAACACAACCACUUCGCUUUCCAUACAUAGCACAAAUUGGAGAUGAGGUGGUUUAUUUCAGACAAGGGCACGAAUUUUAUUUGCAUGCUGUAGAAACAAGAGACUUAUAUCACGUUACUCAUAGGCUCAAACCAUUGGCUCAAUUAAAUGCCGAAGAAUUUUGCAUCGUUGAGGAAAUAAGAUACCUAAGAAAACCAUAUAGGCUAACAGCAGUAAAGCUUGCACAGACAAAUGUGGCAGGUGUGCGAACCGGACUGAUAUUCUCAGUGAAAUUUCAUGAUAUGGAAAAUGUGCCCGAUUUUAUUAUAUUACGACAUCUUUACGAUGAAUCAGUGGCACGUCGUUAUCAACCGGGUACACGCAUUGAAAUUAUUUUGGAUAAUCAUUGGUGGACUGGUACCAUUGAUAAGAAAGAGGUACAUGAUGAAGAAAAUUACCCGAGAUCGAAUUGGUACUGCCUUACAGUUAGAUGGGAUACUGGAGAAGAUGAAAAGAUGAGUCCGUGGGAUGUGCAACCUCAACAACCAAAUCGACGUUCAGGCAUUGCAAGCGAAGAAGAUCAAGUACUAUUUUCUCAAUAUCCAGUCAAUGAAAGAGACUGGAUGGGCGCAGUGGAGGGUAUCAGUGCAUGCUCGAAACGUUUCAUCGAUGCUGUGAGAAGCAUGGAAGAUGAUCCUCACAUUAAACCAUUUGCAGCACCUGUCAAUUUGAUUGAAUAUCCGGAUUAUUUGUGGGAUGUGGAUUAUCCGAUUGAUUUGAGUACGAUUGUUGAACGGGUCAAAAAUAGAUUUUACAGAAGAUUGGCAAGUUUAGAGCAGGAUAUUCGCUAUAUUGCAAUAAAUGCACGUCUUUUUAAUCAGCCAAAUAGUGAAAUUGUUCGAAAUUCAAGAGUCGUGGUAGAAACACUCAUCCGUUAUCUUAAUGAUGCUCAAUAUACGGAUGCGAUGCAGCUGUUUCGUAUUCUAAAAGCUGGACAAGAUACUGAAUUAAAAGAAUACAAUAAUUUGAAGCAGUGCACCAAAGUUGCAGUUGAAGAAAUGAAGGAAGAACCGUCCACUGUUGCAAAGAAGGCAAAACAUCGAUCGCGUAGUAAUGUUAUGCCACCGAAUCCCUCUGUUGAUCUUCCUUCUGAAUGGUAUAUCGAAUGUGUAGAUGUGCUACAAGAAGUGAUGUCGGAACGAACUUCAACUCAUUUUAUCAGUUCUGGUGGUGAGUGGCUUGCGGAUGUGUUUUCAUCAUAUGAUGACUUGUUAACUGUGAAGCAAAAAGUUAUCACACGAACGUAUAACAGUCCAUUGGAAGUUGUUAAUGCAGUGAAAACUUUGAUGCAAGCAUGUAGAAAUGCUGUUGAUAAUAAACGGUCACCGGUUUUUCGUGAUAGCUUAGCAUGUGCUGCAUCAUUUGACAGCAAAAUGGCACCUGUUGUAGCAAAAUGGCAACGUAUGAGACAGUCAGAAAUACCAUUAGCUACAAAUGACAAUGAAGGUCACCAUUUACGAAAUCGGCCAAGGAAUUCACAUAUCUAUAAUACAAGAAGCCGUCAUGAAGAAAAACAACACGGAGAUGAAAAAAAUGGAGUGCCAACAAAUGCAACCACAUCUUAUCGUUCUGCGCGGUCUGGAAGAAUGCCAAGCGGGUAUUAUCGAAAUUUAAAUAAUGGAAUAUAUAUGACACAUGAUCAAGGUCCUGCAAAUUUGGAAUCUUUCGGUUGGUCUAAUAAUCAGGAUUCUGGUCGUGCGAGAAGAAAUACCACCGAAUGUAACCAUACAAGGAAUCACCAGACAAAUAGUAGUACUGUACAAUCAGAAGAUCAACCAGGACCAUCGGGAUUGCAAAACAAAAAUAGCCUGAUAAAUCUGAGAAGAAGCUCGAGAAAGAGAGAGAAACGUUACAACUUUGGUGCAGUGACAGUAACAGAUGAAAGUGAUGAAGAUACAGCAAAAGAUCGUAUUUUAUGCGAUGCAAGAAAUGCAGCUGAAAUAGAUAAUAAAAAUAAUAAUAGUAAUGACGAUGGUGAUGAUGAUGUUGAUGAUGAGGAUGAUGAUCAGUUAAGCGAUUGUAGUUGGAAUAAGCGAACAAAUAAUACGAAAAAAAAUAAAAACUAUCGAAAACGAACAUGUGGAAGUCAGGAAAGUGUGGAAAUUACUAAGAAACGACGUCGACAAGCCACACUGAAAAAAUUUAAAGAAGACUCAAAUUCUGCACCGUACUCCGUUAGUGAGCAGAAUUCAGCAGUGGCAAGAACAUAUGUGACAAGAAAUCGGCAAGAACAUCGAAAUCAUACAGCUACACGAGCAAACGGUGAUAGCCAUCCGCGGAUUCGAUUAAGACGAUCCGUUCAACGCAAUGUUAAUUAUAAUGAAAAUGAAGUUAGUGAUGAAGUUGAUAACAAUUAG
This is a messenger RNA of Brugia malayi, 5010 nucleotides long. RefSeq names its product Bromodomain containing protein. Gene Ontology annotation, cellular component: nucleus. Gene Ontology annotation, biological process: cytoskeleton organization; regulation of transcription by RNA polymerase II; regulation of cell shape. Gene Ontology annotation, molecular function: protein binding. The transcript is spliced from 34 exons. NCBI's taxonomy places the organism in Eukaryota, Metazoa, Nematoda, Chromadorea, Rhabditida, Onchocercidae. The record is from RefSeq and is a predicted model, not a curated record. Bases 1 to 5010 code for a protein of 1669 amino acids.